Molecule: messenger RNA, 1271 nt
Organism: Cylas formicarius (sweet potato weevil)
Lineage: Eukaryota; Metazoa; Arthropoda; Insecta; Coleoptera; Brentidae
Exons: 5
Coding region: 93-1184 (363 amino acids)
Biological process (GO): pectin catabolic process
Cellular component (GO): extracellular region
Molecular function (GO): polygalacturonase activity
Source: RefSeq, a predicted model, not a curated record
CUUGUAUGAUUAGUUUAAUGAUAUUUAAAAAAAACACGUAUAAAUAAGUGUUAAGCUGGUACGUGCUAGUCAUAACAGUGUUACAUUCAGCAAUGGGGUUCCUUGCAAACAUUGUUGCAACCACAUCGGUGUUGCUACUGAUAUCAUCUUAUUCGCGUGCGGUGACUGCAGAUUCUUGUACCAUCACGUCAUUUGACGAAAUCAGUAGCGUAGUAGCCAGUUGUAGUAACGUGGUAUUUGGAAGUUUUACGAUACCCUCGGGCAAUAAAUUGGCUAUUAAAUUCUUAGAUGGAGCUUCUGUUACCUUCAGUGGUGAAGUCUUAUUCGAACACUUCAAUGGCGACGGUCCACUUUUAAGGUUGACAAUUAACAAUGGUGUUGUGACGGGAGAUGAUAAUCACUUGUUCAAUGGGCAAGGUGAGAGUUACUGGGGUUUAAACGGUACUAAACCCCUACUAAUGCGUCUCGUUGCACAGAACACCAAUUUCCAAGGAUUCAAAAUUAAGAAUUGCCCCCAAAGAUGUAUUUCCAUAAACGGCUCAAAUAAUACCGUCAUAUCAAACUUUACGAUCGAUAAUCAAGAUGGAGUUGGUAAAGCAAAGAAUACCGAUGGAUUUGAUGUCAGUUCGUCUAGCGGAAUUACAAUUAAGGAUACCAUAGUGACGAAUCAAGAUGAUUGUGUGGCUAUUAACUCGGGUUCGGAUAUUUUAGUGGACAAUCUUCAUUGUAUCGGUAGCCAUGGAUUCGACAUUUCUGUCGGGCAGGGUAGCGGAAAUACCAACUUUGUUACAAACGUCACGUUCCAGAAUUCCAUAUUGACUGGAGGUCUGGUCGGGCUUAGUAUGCUCUCGCAUAUUGAGGGCGGAACUGGAGAAGUAAACUCUAUUAAUUACACCAACAUCCAUAUCGAAGGGUCUACUGACUACGCUGUUUUCUUCCAUCAAGAUUUUUCCAGCGCGAUCCAGGGUAACACCGGUGUCCCGGUGGGCACCGUUGUGUUUUCUGACAUAACUUUUAAUAAUGUUACUGGCUUUGUGGAUGAUACUACGGAUGCAGCCGCAGUGUGUUUAAGGUGUGCUUCCGGAUUCUGCAAAAAUUUCAACUUCAAUGGGUUACAGAUCAGCGGCGCCACAAAGAAAGACGAAUGCAGCAUCGAACCAAUAGGAUAUAAAUGCAAUACUUAAUCAUAUUGAUUGCCAUUUUUUGAGUUUCAGUUCUCAGCUCUGAAGAAGCUCCGAAGAAACCAGCAGGACGAUUGGUGACACCUCAGC